This is a messenger RNA of Sinocyclocheilus grahami, 1971 nucleotides long. RefSeq names its product mesoderm induction early response protein 1-like. The transcript has 8 exons. Lineage: Eukaryota; Metazoa; Chordata; Actinopteri; Cypriniformes; Cyprinidae. Gene Ontology annotation, biological process: negative regulation of transcription by RNA polymerase II. Gene Ontology annotation, molecular function: histone deacetylase binding; transcription corepressor activity. Gene Ontology annotation, cellular component: nucleoplasm. The record is from RefSeq and is a predicted model, not a curated record. The coding region runs from base 1 to 1011 and encodes 336 amino acids.
AUGGAGCUCCAUGUGACUUUUUGUUUUAAAGGGGAUGAGGAAGAAUCUGAAGAUGAUGAUUAUAUUCCAUCUGAAGAUUGGAAGAAGGAAAUCAUGGUUGGUUCAAUGUAUCAAGCAGAGACUCCUGUUGGCCUUUGCAUGUAUAAGGAUAAUGAAAAAGUGUAUGAGAAUGAAGAUCAGCUAUUGUGGAAUCCAGAGUUAAUUCCAGAAGAAAAGGUUGUAGAGUUUUUAGCCGAGGCCUCUAAAUGCAGCGGGGAAGAGACUGGUGUCUAUGCAAUUCCUGAAGGAUCUCAUAUCAAAGACAAUGAACAGGCUCUUUAUGAAUUGUUUAAAUGCAACUUUAAUUCAGAAGAAGCUUUAAGAAGACUGAAAUUUAAUGUGAAGCCUGCCAAAGAGGAAAUGUCAGUUUGGACGGAAGAGGAGUGUCGAGGUUUUGAGCAAGGACUCAACACUUACGGAAAAGAUUUCAGCUCAAUACAAAUGAAUAAGGUGAGAACUAGAUCUGUAGGGGAAUGUGUGGCCUUUUAUUACAUGUGGAAGAAAUCUGAGCGUUAUGAUUUCUUUGCACAGCAAACCAAGCUUGGAAAAAGAAAAUACAGUCUUCGCCCUGGAGUUUUAGAUUAUAUGGAGUGUAUUUUGGAGAGCUCUGAGUCCAGUGGAUCUUCGUCUUCACUUCCCACCUUUUCAAACAGCAGCAAACACCCAUCUGAGCCAGAGAGUGACACAAAUACCCAGAAUGGUUUAGGAAGCCAUUCCUCCAUGCCCCUUCUCUGCGUCACAGAUGAGAUAUCUCAGACAAACGGCUCCGCCACGUGUCCAGAUAUUUCCACAGCAAACACACCACCCUGCUCUAACCCUGACACCAGCAGCCCGAGCACACAAGUCAUGGAGAUCACAGUCAAACAGAAGGAGGAAGAAGAACUCUGUGAAAGACCUCUCAAAAGGCUUCGGACUGACACAGAGCCCAGCAGUGAGGGGUCUGUCCCCCACAACAAAACAGAGACCGUCUGACUCACCAGCAGAAACCCAGAACUCCUGACCUCAGAUGAGGGGUUGAUACAGGCCCUGUUUUUAGCAUGAAGGUAGCUGAGAUGUGUGUGUGAAUUUCAGGGAUGCAAAUGAAGCACAUUUCUGUCCUUUCACAUUACUGCCGCUGAGCUCAGUUCAUAUCUCAAACACUCAUGAUAGACUGUCAUAUCAGACAACUCCGUAGCACUAUUUAUUAAUAUAGGUUAAGAUGAUCAAUGUAAUUCUGUUUGCUCAAGGUUGUUUGAAAGAAAGAUCUGACAGAUUGUAUUUUGUGAAACUUUUGUCGUUUGGUGUGCAUAACAUUGCUGUAAAUGCACACUGUGGAAACGCCCUCUUGAUUUUAUAUGAAGUGUAAUACUGUAAAUAUUCAAAAUCUUUCUAACGUUGCAACAUUCCAUCCUUUUCAUUUCUGAAUUUCCUAUUUGACCAAAGUGAAUGGUUGAUAUUGGUCUUUUAACACCAAGCAUUUUUAGAAGAUAUUUCCUCUUUAUAUGAAAUAUUGUCUUAUUUUUGUAUUUGAUAGCUAUUUAUUUUUUUUAAUCAGCUAUUGGUGAUGCAUGAGGCCAGUAUACAGAGUAUAUUUGUAUAGGCUGGAACGAGUAGUCUUGAAUUAAAAAGGCAGAGCAGAAAUGAAUGGUGCUAUUUAUUCAUUUUCUCACUGUGAGAAUGUCAACCCAUCCUUUUUUUACGUUUUCUAGGACCUCUGUUAUUCCUGUCAGAAACGGUAGAGGAAAAUGGAAUCUACGGUUUUUGUAAACUGGUUGUCAUUCAUGUCUGCAUAGCUCAGGAAAAUAAGUACAGCAACAUAGGGUGUGUCAAAUAGUUGUCAGUUUCAAUUAGUGAACUACUCAUUCAUUAAACUCAUUAAAAGACUAUUUACCCAAAUUCAUAUUUUCUCUUUUCUGUCAUUACUGAAGUGAAUCAGAGCUCGUCACCUCAUUA